Molecule: messenger RNA, 3882 nt
Organism: Ceutorhynchus assimilis (cabbage seed weevil)
Lineage: Eukaryota; Metazoa; Arthropoda; Insecta; Coleoptera; Curculionidae
Source: the annotation of a GenBank genome assembly
UUUUGAACUUGAAAUUUAAUUUGGCGUGUAGUUGGGUCGAGUUUCGAUUUCCGAAAGGUUCACCCGCGGUUAUUCGGACGUGACGAUUUUAAUUUACGAAUUGUGUUAUAAUUUUAAUUGACAAGUUGUGGAAAUGAGAGACAUGCAAACAAAGUGAAUGUAAGAGUGAUUUGCAAAUUGAACUUAAUUAAUAUUGAAGAAUUACUAAAAAAAGAUGUACAUGGAGAGACACAGGAAUGAAUUCAGUUAACGACAAAUCUGUAGUAAUUGAUUCUGAACUAAAAACCAAACUUAUAUUCAACAAACCAGGAAAGUUAAACAGUAUUGUUCAAAAGCUGCCUAUAGCCAACAGUGAUACUGCUCCUAAGCCUCAAAAAGCUGUAUUAACUAGCAUAUUAAAGCAUAAGGAAAAUCUCAGUGGUGACAGGUUAGAUUAUAAAGUUAACAUAAAAAAACAAGCUGUAGAUAAAGCUUCACUAGAAGACAGCAAAAUGGUGCAAUCAUAUUUCACUAGUAAAGACGUUGAGAACAAAGGUACUAAUUUUUGUUGUAAAAUUCGUUUUAAAAGUCAAACUGAGACUUAUAAUAUUGAUACUAGCACGUGUAGUAGAGAAAUUAUUCCAGCAGUGAAAUCUAAACUAAUAAUUGAGAAGCAGGUGAAUAAAAAUGAAAUUUUACUUAAAGCCACUAAGAACAACUUAAAGGCCGAUAUGUUUUUGUGCAAAACACUAUUAGAACAUAAUGACAAAGAUUAUAAAGCAAAAGAGCCACAAAGUAGCGAUACAAAUAAGCAAACAUUAGUAGUUGAUGGUAUUGAUAAUGAUCAAAAUUAUAAAGUAGGUGCAACAAGUGAAAAAGGAAAAGUUAAUUUUGAAAAACAACAGGAUGAUGAAAAUGCUGGAAUAUUGAAAUCCAAACUUGUUAAAUCAAAAUUAUCUAGUCAAAUAUUAGUUAAAAGUGGUAGUUCAAAAAUAAGAGAAAAUGUAAGUGAAGAGAUCAAUAAUUGUGAUGAGCAGCAACAGAAUAAUAAAAAUGCUGAAUCAUUGGAAGAACAAUUAGACAAAUCCAAACAAAUAAAGACGAAAUCAAACUUUUCUCGUCAACGAAUUAAGCCAAAGAGGAUUUUACAGGAAUACGUUACUUUAAAAAACAUCGAUAAUAAAUUAGAAACUGUUAUUAAUACAAAAUGUGAUGUUGAACUUAAAGAAAAUGAUACUAUUACCGUAAAAACGGUGAAAGAAUCUAAUAAUAACGCGGAAUUUGAUUUUUGUAAAGCCGGAGAAAAAGAAGAACAGAUUCCUCCAAAGUUAGGCAAACUAAAACUUGAACAAAAAGAUACAGAAUCGCGUUUGGAAGAAAUCCAUAGUAAAAAUCAAAAAACAAAAUAUUCAGCAAAACGAUCCGAUUUCAAUUCCACGGCAUCUACCAAGGUGGCUCCUUCAGAUUCUCACUGGACUCAUCCGUGGAAAAAACCUGAACAACUCAAAGAGUGUCCAGUGGAAAUAUUUGCAAAACCCAAAUUUAUUCGAAAACGUCAUAUAGGUCGAAGGUGGAGAGCACGCAUGACCGAAGAAGUUCGUGCGUUAGAAGAAGCCCGCGCUUUAGAAGAAGCCCGUGCUUUAGCAAAAGUCCGUGCUUUAGAAGAAGCCCUUAUUAGAUAUGCCAAUUUUGAAGAGUCAUCUAGUGGUAGUGACAGUUCGAGUAGUGAUGAAGAUGAGAGUAGUGAAGAGGAUGAUACAGGCUCAAUUGAUAGUCGUGACUCGCCAUUGAACACAAUAAAUCCAGCAUCGAAUCCGGCUUUUGCAUUAGACUUCAACGACCUGCCAGAAGAAGUGUCACGAAGCAGUACCUACCAAAAUUUCCAGAGAAGUGGUAGGAUUACUCCGCCAGCUACCACGAUACCUAGAUUCCGGAAAUACUGCGUGGACGAUUUCAAUUUUUUGAAAGUGCUAGGUAAAGGCAGCUUCGGAAAGGUUCUUUUGGCUGAACUUAAAGAAACCGAGUACUACUACGCCAUCAAGUGUCUCAAAAAAGACGUGGUGCUUGAAGAUGACGAUGUCGAGUGCACUCUCAUUGAAAGAAAAGUGUUGGCACUGGGUACAAAACAUCCAUACUUGUGUCAUUUACUGUGCACAUUUCAAACUCAGUCUCACUUGUUUUUCGUGAUGGAAUAUUUAAAUGGGGGAGACCUUAUGUUCCACAUUCAAGCCGAACGACGCUUUUCAGAGGCUAGAGCCAGGUUUUAUGGUGCAGAAAUAGUUUCAGGACUGAAGUUUUUGCACAAUAAAGGCAUUGUCUAUAGGGACCUGAAAUUAGACAAUAUUCUUCUAGAUUUUGACGGUCACGUGCGAAUCGCCGAUUUCGGUAUGUGCAAAUUGCAAAUUUUCUUGGACAGAAUGGCCGACACGUUUUGCGGUACUCCCGAUUAUAUGGCGCCAGAGAUAAUCAAAGGACAACAUUAUAAUCAAUGUGUGGAUUGGUGGUCAUUUGGUGUCCUCUUGUACGAGAUGCUACUGGGACAAUCUCCGUUCAGUGGAAGCGACGAAGACGAAUUAUUUUGGUCAAUUUGUAAUGAAAAACCAGUCAUUCCGAGAUUUUUAAGCGCCGAAGCUGGAUCCGUAUUACUUCAAUUUCUGGAAAAGGACGGCAACAAAAGACUUGGACAUCGUUUUUCACCUCACGGAGACAUACAAGAUCACGUAUUUUUCAAGCCGAUUGACUGGGCAGCAUUGGAGGCUAGGCAAUUGGAGCCACCAUUUAAACCAAAUUUGCAACAUCCACUCGAUACUCAAUAUUUUGAUAAGACAUUCACGAUAGAAAAAGCUAAACUUACUCCAAUUGAAAAUGGAAUCCUCCAGUCUAUGGACCAGACACAAUUUCAAGGAUUCAGUUACACCAACCCAAAUGCAACAGAUAAGUGAGAUUUUGUUUAUAAUUAACACAUGAGAAAUGAUAUUUAUGAAUUAAAGAGAUUUGAUAAAUAUCUCUAAAAUAUAGAAAUAUUCUAUGUUAAAUGCCAAAUAGAACAACCCAAAAAUAUUGAAUAUUAUAUGAGUUUAGCAUGUCACUAGGUCAUGUUAUCACCAAUAAUUGUUGUGAUUGAACUACAGAAUUAAAACAAAAUAUCAAUAGGUGUUGGAGGAUUAUUCGUUGAUAUUUGUACCUGAGGUUUUACAGUUUUUUGAUUUGUUAUUUGGCACAUUAAAACAAAAAAAAAAUCAUUAAUUUUAUUGUUAAUAAAACAAAGGUGGUUAAGUCAUUCUUAUUUUUAAUUUCAUUUUACCUAUGAUGACCUUUGAAUUUUGAAAAUAUGUAGAUUUGAUGUAUUGUAGUAAGUAGGUAAAGUUUGUUUCGCCAGGGUUUGUACUUGCCACCAGCAUUUACCUUCCUUGUUUAACAAAUAAAAAUUGACUGAAACAAAUCAAAGACGUCAAAAACGUUCGUCGGUUCUUAAACCAGCCGUCAUUAAUUUCAAUUUGUCAAAAAAAUUGAAUGUGUCAUAUGAAUUAAUCUACGACAACCCUUUUUUUUCAAGUUUCAAGGUCAAGUAUGAACCCUGGUGAAACGAACCUUACCUACCUACCUAAUUUGUGAAAACGAAAUAUUUUGAUGCCUUUUUGAAUUUUUUUUUCUGGUUGUACUUUUUAGCCAUUGUUUUGAUUGUUUUCUUUUUAUUCUAUUUUUUAAAUGUAUAUUGUAUAUUUGACCUGUGAUUGUUAAUAAUUUUUAAUAACGCAAGCAUUGUUUUUGCGUUUGUGUAUUUUAAUAUGGAACUCUCAUAUUAUACAUAUACAAUUAUUAUACAGUGGCUAAUGUGUAUGUUAAAUAAUUGAUGUACUUUAUAUACCUAUGAUGAUAAAUGAAAAUAAAAAUUAUAACUAA